AUGAAUCAAGAGUGCAUUGGAGAUUCUUGUCAAAUUGAACACAGAGAAGAACAAUUAAACGAAAUCAGAUACACAAUCUCAUCACUCACAUUUGAGAAUAAAGAAUUUGAGAAGCAAGAAGAUGAGAUUCAAGAUCGUUAUGCCAAAAAGAGGACAUCUCCCCUUGAAAAUUUGAACCGACUCAUUGUUUUAGUUUCGGAACACCCAGAAAACGCGAACUAUAAGGAAGAACAAGAAAAAUACAAUCUCCUUCUCAGAAAAAUGAAAUUUGAUUACUUGGACGAAAUCUCAAAGGUUAAAACAAAGCGCUUUAGAAAUGAAGCGCAAAUAGCACAGCUGAGAGAUAAAUUGGCAAAACUUGGUAAUCUCGAAAAUGAAAGAACUCAAAAUUCACACAAUGCUCACCCUCAAGCAAAUCGCCGAUAA
This is a messenger RNA of Entamoeba invadens IP1, 426 nucleotides long. RefSeq lists its product as hypothetical. The transcript has a single exon. Lineage: Eukaryota; Evosea; Mastigamoebida; Endamoebidae. Bases 1 to 426 code for a protein of 141 amino acids. The record is from RefSeq and is a predicted model, not a curated record.